AUGUUAGUGAAAUAUUUUCUACAAAUUUUUUUGAUAAGUAUCAUAACAAAUGUGAUAAGAAUAUUUCAUUGUGUUAAUUUUAACAAUAUGUAUAUGAAUUCACAAAACAAUAUCUUGAGAACCUCUAAUAAGUUUUUUCCACAUCUUAAUAAUAUAAAUAACAAAAAAAUAAAUCAAUCAAAUUUGAACUUAUUUAUUAAGUAUCACCAUUUAUAUAUACAACAAAAAAAUAUUCAUUUUUUUAAAAAUAAUAAUCGUAUAUAUUCACAAUAUUAUAAAAAUGAACCAUUAUAUAAUACAUCAAACCCUAUAUUUAAUUAUGAAAUUUUAGAUAUAAUUAAAAUUUAUGGAAGAUUAGCUGACCAUUCUGAACACAUCUCCCAUAACAUAAGUUUAGACACAAAUAAAAAUAAAUUGAAAGUAUCCCAAGAUAAUAAAGAUUAUAAUUAUAUAAAUAAUAAUUCAAUUGAAGAAGAUGAAAAUGAUGAAUCUAAACAAAAUAUGAUAAAAUACAUUUUAAAACGAGUUAUUUAUUUUUUUCAAGGAAAAAAUAUAAAUGAUAUAAAAAAAAAAGCAUGUUGGUUUGACCACUUUUUAAAAUAUGGAGAAAUGAAUUAUGAAGGUUUUAAAAAAAAUAUUAAAAGUUUAAAAUUCAAAUGGCCAAAAGAUGCAAUAUUUCCAUCAUAUAAUAUUUUUUUAUUUGAAAAAGGACUAAGUAAAAAUUCUGAUUCUCCACAAAUUAGAACAAAAGUAGAAAAUUAUUUACAAUUACAAGAUAUAAAUGAACAUGUUUUGAAAACAUGUUUUUAUUGUUUUGGUAAUGGAAAGGAAUAUAUAACUGCUUAUGAUGUUCUUGAUACUUUUCGAGAGUGGCAUAAAAAUGAAAAAAAAAAAAAAAAUUUUAAAAAUAAUGAAAAAGAAGGCGAUUAUAUAGAUUGGUUUGUUUUUAAAAAUAAAAUCGAUUUAUGUGCAAUUAAAAUGCACGAAUCAGUAUAA
Plasmodium yoelii is the source of this 996-nucleotide messenger RNA. Its product is annotated as conserved Plasmodium protein, unknown function. The record is from RefSeq and is a predicted model, not a curated record. The transcript has a single exon. NCBI's taxonomy places the organism in Eukaryota, Apicomplexa, Aconoidasida, Haemosporida, Plasmodiidae. Bases 1 to 996 code for a protein of 331 amino acids.